Dermacentor silvarum is the source of this 13199-nucleotide messenger RNA. It is a transcript of the gene sif, whose product is annotated as protein still life, isoform SIF type 1. NCBI's taxonomy places the organism in Eukaryota, Metazoa, Arthropoda, Arachnida, Ixodida, Ixodidae. Gene Ontology annotation, molecular function: protein binding; guanyl-nucleotide exchange factor activity. Gene Ontology annotation, biological process: small GTPase-mediated signal transduction; activation of GTPase activity; positive regulation of axonogenesis. The record is from RefSeq and is a predicted model, not a curated record. Bases 722 to 6415 code for a protein of 1897 amino acids. The transcript is spliced from 31 exons. Gene Ontology annotation, cellular component: synapse; membrane.
CUCGCUCCCCCAGCCUCCCUCCGCGUACCUCAAUGGCGUUGCGGCCCAUACGCGUAGCGGAGUAGCUCUUCCUUCUCGAAGCCGUAGAAGCAGCAGCAGCAGCAGCAGCAGCAGCAGCGGUCCCCGUGCGCCUGUGUGCCGGCAAACUGUGGCGGCGCGCGGUUCGUGCUCGUGCGUGCGUUGCGCGUCCGCGCUCGCGCGCGCGUGUGUGUGCGGUUCGUGCGCUCGCCGGUGGAUGGACCUGGUGGACUCGACGAGGACGGCUCAAUGCCUCGGCCGUGAUGGCUAGCGGGCGGGCGGAGUUGGCGGCGGCGCUGCUAUACUGUACUACGACGACGACGACGCGAUGUGCCUCGCCUGUCAAGUAGUAGUAGCCGCUGCUGCCGGCGCGAGUGACUUCUCGGACGGCCAGCGUCGCCGGUUGAUCCUCAUCCGAGCGACGGAUAUGAGGCUGCCGCCGCUCGUUAUUUCCGUUGGCGUCGCUUCUUCUUCUUCAUCGGCUUCCUCUCGCUCUUGCGUUUCUCGCUGCUCAUCGUCUCGUUUCAGAGAAGCCCUGCGGCGCAGCCGACCGCGGCGGAGCGCAGGGUCGGCGGGAGGCGGCGGCGGCGGCGACGAAGGAGGCGGAGGAGGCCCGCGGCGCGGCGGCGGCAGCAGGAGGAGGAGAGGAGGCCGCUGCUGCUGAGGAGGAAGAGGAGGACGACGAGGACGGGGAAGGGGUGCCAUGGGCAACAAGCUGAGCUGCUCGUGCGCGCCGCUCGUCCGCAAGGGCUACCGCUACGAGGACACGCCCUGGCAGAACACGCGCCGCAGGGACGGGCACCUGCUGCGGCUGUGGGCCGAGGUGUUCCACGUGAGCGGCCAGGGCGGCGCCGUGAAGUGGCAGCAGGUGUCAGAGGACCUGGUGCCCGUCAACAUCACCUGCGUCCAGGACUCUCCCGACUGCGUCUUCCACAUCACCGCUUACAACUCGCAGGUCGACAAAAUACUCGACGUCAGGCUCGUGCAGCCCGGCACCCGGCUUGGUCAGGCGUCCGAGUGCUUUGUCUACUGGAAGGAUUCGCACACGGGUGACACAUGGGGUCUCAACUUCACCUCACCUCUGGACGCCAAGCAGUUCCGAGAAUGUUGCUCCCCCGCCUUCAAGUUUUGUCGAAAGGCGUCUUCAUCCUAUUCGCUCAAGUUAGAACCACCAAAGCAGAAAUCCAAGAACAGCAAGCGCAAGCCCCAGUCUACGCCCAGCUCGCCAUCACGGGGCCGCGCCGAGCUGCAGUGCACCUGCAUGACGGCCGAGAACUUGCACCGGGCGCGAAACGGACGCGUCCGCUACACGGGCGGCGCGGCCACCCUGCCCCGCGCACAGCAACUGUCCACCAGGCAAGGGCUAGAGCACACCCGGUCAGGCACGAGCAGCAGCCAGGCCUCGGCGCGGGCCACCGCCCGGGCCCAGGCCGUGGCCGCGGCUCUCACUGCGUCCUCGAAGCAGCAGCAACAGCAGCAGCAGGAUGCGGCCUCAAGCACCACCACGGCCGCGAGUGUUCACGGAUCAGCGACGACGUCCAGGGCCACCGCGAGCGGCUCCGCGCACCGCCGCAGAGGCGCCGCCGCCGCCGCCGCCUCGGGUUCUCGGAGCGGCGGCGGUGGCGAGUCGAACCGCUUGCGGGACCAGUACGCGUCGCGCAAGGAGCAGGCCAAGAGCGUCGACUACAGCCCGUCCAGCCCGCAGCUGCAGGCGUCCAGCCGCUCCAAGAGCUCGGACAACGUGUUCGAGGAGUCGUCGGGCGGCGCGCGCGGAGACCUGGCCGCGCUCAGCUUAGACUCCAACACGCUCAAGCGCAUGCUCGACCCGCUGCCGCCCUCCUCUUCCUCCUCGCCCGACCAGCAGCAGCCGCCGCCGGCACAGCAGCAGCACAUGCACCAGCAGCACCGGCGGUCGGUCCCUUCGGUGCAGCAUGGCUCGACGGCGCCGCGACUCCGCGACCGCGAACACCGCUCCGAGUCGGGAAGGAGGCGGAGCCUGGAGCGGAGCGUGGGCCUGGACCUGGCCGACGGGUCGCCGCCGUCGGACCACUUCCUGUACGACAACCUGUGCUACGCCACCACGCCGCCCAGCUCGAGCAACGACACCAGCUCGGACGAAGGGGGCAGGGAGGCCGCCCGCCGUCGCCUCGGCCUCGCCACCCCCCGGAGGCAGGCGUCGCACGAGGAGUCGCCCACGAGCAAGCUGCUCAUGGAGUACGAGACGCACCUCAGGAACGCGCUGGCGCGCGGUAUGGACGCAGAGAGCUAUAGUCUACACACGUUCGAGGCGCUGCUCACGCAAAGCAUGGAGAACGUCGCACCCGCCUACCGAAACAGGGAGAACAUGGAAAAAGUGGCCCUGAUGCGUGAAGUUCACGUGGAGCUGGAGGCGAUUCGGAAAGAAGAACAGGCGCUCAAGACUCAUCCCAACCUGCACGGAUUCCGGGGACUGCUUGAACAGCGGCUGGCCGCGUCCUCGGGGAGACCCAGCAGCGCGGGCCCGUCUCUGAGUGCCGGCGGGUCGCUGUCGUCAAGGCGGAGCACGCUGCUGUCGCAGGCCGGCACGGCGUCCUCGCUGAGCGUCGAGAGCAACCACGCCCUCUUUCCGCAGGCGUCGCUGGAGAGCACCGACUCGCGCGUCUACCUCACCUCGUCCGAGAUGUCUGACGACGAGCGGUUGUCGCUGACGACGGCGGUAAGCGACGAGGACGAGACGGGCGAGCCGCGUUCGGGCUCCCGCGCCGCCGGCUCGGGCGGCGGCGCGGCGGCGGCGGCCUCCUUCAACUGCACGGGCGCCGUGCGCAAGGCCGGAUUCCUCAGCGUCAAGAAGUGGCUACUGCGCAGGAGACACCAGGUGGAGCUGGCUCGGAAACGUGGCUGGAAAGGCUACUGGGUGUGCCUGAAGGGCACGACACUACUCUUCUACCCGUGUGACAGCCGCGACGGCCGGGCCAUCGACUCGACACCCAAACACCUAAUCAUCGUCGACGGCGCAGUCAUGCAGCCGGUGCCCGAGCACCCCAAGAGGGACUACGUAUUCUGCCUGAGCACGGCGUUCGGCGACGCCUACCUCUUUCAGGCGCCGUGCCAAGUGGAGCUGGAGAACUGGAUCAACAGCAUCCAUUCUGCGUGUGCCGCGGCCUUCGCCAGGCAUCGAGGUCGCACUGGGACGCUACACCUGCUCCAGGAGGAGAUCUUCAGGCUAGAGAAAGAAAUUGAGUCGGACGCGAAGCUGAAGCACAUGGCCGAGCUGCAGCUGACCGUUGUGGUGGACCAGGAGUCCCGGCAGACUCUGUCGGACCAAAUCGGCCAGUGGGAGGAGAACCUGGAGAGGCUACACUGCGAGCAGUUCCGUCUGCGCUGCUACAUGGCCUCGCUACAGGUCUCCGAGCUCCCUAACCCAAAGAACCUGCUGACGCACGUGUCCAAGGCGACCAAGGCGACGCUGAACAAGCUAGGCGUGUUCACCGUCUCCUCGUUCCACGCGUACAUCUGCGCGCGCAGCCCAUCGCUGCUCACAAACCUGCUCUCGGGCCGGGGCGCCACCAAGCGGAGGUCGCGCGCUGCACUUUCCAGGUCCAACAGCUCCAAAAGACUUCUAAGCAUGCCUUCGUCGUCACUACAAAGCAGCCUAGACCUACCUGCCUUAGGGGAAAAAAGCGUCAAGAUCAACCUGCCAGAUAAUCAAGCCGUUAUAGUGGGAGUUCGGGACAACAUGACCGUCGAAGAAGUGCUCUGGGUGGCCUGCAGCCGAAGGCAGUUGUCGCCCAACGACCACUUCCUGCGCUUCCGUAGGAGGAAAGACACGGACGACUGCUACGUGGCGGCGCGAAUGGAGAUUUUUGACAACUUGUGCUUCGAGAGUCUAGAGGUCUGCGCCAAGGUGCUAUACCAAGUGGGGCUUUCCCGGAGUUCCCUGGACCAAUUGUUCGGUUUCAGCGUCGAAGCGGAGUUGGUUGAGAACACCGAUCACCAGGACGAGCUCUGUGUGUACGUCAGUAGGGUGGAGGAAGGUAGUCUGGCCCAUCAGCAGGGGCUCAUGAAGGGCGACGAGAUCAUGGUGAUCAACGGGGCCAUCGUGAGCGACCUGGACAUGAUGUACAUCGAGUGCGUGCUGCAGGAGGAGCUCUCGCUCUGCAUGAUGAUGCGCUCGUCGCGCACCGAGCCGCCGGACUUGGCGAGCGCCAUGCGCACCACGGACGACUACAUCGAAUCCCUGGUCUGCCCGCCGCCGCCCAGCGACAGCGUGCUCAGCGACGAGAUGAUCGGAAAGCUCAUCGUGCCCUCGCCCAUCUGGGGCUCCCAAGAGCGAUCUCCGGACACAUCGGGCCGGCCCACGCCGUCGCCGGUGCCGCCGCAGGACCAGUCCGGCCUCUCUUGCGAUCAGAUAGAAAGCUUGCUCAAGGUCAUCGAGGACUCUUGUAAAAAGACCGCCGAGCAGGUGACCGAGUACUGCCGCGUGCCCGUGGAGCGGAGGCGGUCCAGCUUGGCCGGCGGGCUGCCUGCGGUUGCGGCGGCGGCGGCCGCGGCAGCGCAACAACCCGUGUCGGCGCAGCCACCGCAUGUGUCGGCGGCGGCCGGCGCGGUGCCCGGAGCCGCCUCGGUCGGCCAGGCGAGCAAGCAUAUGUCUGACGUGGAGAGGCUCCGCAAGGUCAUCCUCGAGCUGGUCGACACUGAGAGGACCUACGUCAAGCACCUGAACAACCUGCUGGAGCACUACCUGGAGCCCAUGAAGAAAGAGACACUGCUGUCCAACGCCGAGAUCAGCGCACUGUUCGGCAACAUCCAGGAGAUCGUGCAGUUCCAGAGGCAGUUCCUCCAGAGCCUCGAAGAAGCCAUCGCCACAGAGCCGGACUUCCAUCGGCUGGAGCACCCGAGCCAAUUUAAGAACGUGUUAUUUGCCCUGGGCAACUCCUUCCUAUACUACGCCGAUCAAUUCAAGCUUUAUAGUUCCUUCUGCGCCAGUCACUCCAAAGCUCAAAAGGUCUUGCACCCGAGCGAAGGCAACACGGCCCUCUCGGACUUCCUUCAAACGAGGAAUCCCAAGGGGCAGCACAGCUUCUCCCUCGAGUCGUACCUCAUCAAGCCCAUCCAGCGGAUUCUCAAGUACCCGCUGCUGCUUCAGCAGCUCAAGCACCUCACGGACCCAGUCACCGAGGAACACCACCACCUCGCAGAAGCCCUCAAGGGAAUGGAAAGGGUGGCCGAACACAUAAACGAAAUGCAGAGGAUCCACGAGGAAUACGGAGCCAUCUUCGAUCACUUGUACCGGCAGCACGUCAAAUCCUCAAAGCAGCAUGUGGACUUGAGCCCUGGGGAGCUGUUGUACUAUGGCGGCGUGGAGUGGCUCAACAUCUCCGAGUUUUUGGGCAAGAUCAAGAAGGGACUGGAGUUGCAUGCCAUGUGCUUUGUGUUCAAGACGGCCGUGGUCUUCCUCUGCAAGGAGCGCAUCAGGCAGAAAAAGAAACUCAUGGGAGGUUCGAGCAAGAACAACGCAGCCGAGGUGGAGAUUAUCCGGUACCAGGUACUAAUUCCUGUGACCGAGGUCCAGGUUCGAGCCAGUAGCCAAAAGGAUGCGGACUCGCACUAUCUAUGGGAGCUGGUGCACCUGAAGUCGCAAAUUCAACGUCGGUCAGAGAAAGUGUACCAGCUGUCUAACAGCACGAGCGAGUUCCGGAACGCCUUCCUGCGCACCAUCCGGCAGAUCAUCCGCGAGUCGGUGCGCAACAUGACGGUGCCGGCGACCAAGCCGGCCGUGCGCGAGAAGCCCGGCACCCUGCGCCGGCUGGGCGGCAACGAGGGCUCGAGCGCCGCCUCGGCGGCGGGUCCCUCCACGUCGUCCAUGUCGCGCACGCUGAGCGGCAAGAAGCGCAACAAGUCGUCCCAGCGCCACUCGGCGGGCGACGCCAUCGAGACGUACGACAACGUGCCCUCGGACCCGCGGCUGCCGGGACCCAGCUUCCGGGGCACGCGCAGCCGCACCGUGACCGACUCGAUGAACGGCAUGAGCGCGUCGGCGCGGGAGCUGGCGGCCGCCGCCUCCGAGGAGGACUCCGAGCGCUCGGACCGCUCGGACCGCUCCGAGCCCAAGGCGCCCACGAGCCUGAGCAGCGCCUCGUCCCUGUCGUCGUCGGGCGCCACGGCGCGGCUGAUCCAGUCGAGCCAGCCGCCCAGCUCGUACCAGCCGCCGGCUGAGCAGGCCGGCUCGCCCGUGUGGAAGCCCAGGGCCUCGUCGGCCGACCGCGCGGGGCCGUCGGGACUGAACAGGCCCGACGUCAAGGAGCAGUUCUUUGUGUACGAAGACUACGGCGGCGCCGCCGUCUACCAGCAGCGGAGCCAAGCGCAGCAGCAGCAGCAACAGCAGACCCCUUCAUCUUCCAAGCAGUCCGAGUGCUGACUGGUGCCAAAGUAUAGCGCCGCCCACCGCCGCCGGGUCUGUGGCUCCUGAGCCGGGGGAGGGGGGCGGCUUUUGUACAUACGCAAGCUAAACACUAGUAGGGAAACCGGCGCUCAAAGCUCAACUUUUCACCACUCGCACGCGGGCCAAGUGGCUGGGGACCCGAGGCGCCAAAGCAACCCCCGGUUGAUCUCUCGCGCCGUCGGCGGACAAAGGCGCGUCUCCUCUCUUUUCCCGGAUCAGAGUACCUGACUUUUACAUCGGGGGCGAGGGAUAACGCUUUCGUACACCCACAAGAGCAAACCGCGAAGCAGCGCCAGCAAAAAAACGGCACUCACGCUGCAAGUAGCGCAAGGAACGAUGCUGGCGGCUCCAUGCAAGCUGCUCGCGUUUCCAGAGCAUCCGCUGCGGAACGUUGCUGCAACGUUCUCCUCCUCAAGAAGCCGGCUCCGUGUCAACGCAUCAAACGUGCUUUUCCCCCCUCUCUCUCUCGCUUGGUCUGUCCUCGCCAUGCACUUGUUUUUUUCUUCCAUCCUCGUUUGCUUGCGCCUCUGCGCACCGUUGCGCCAAGCGCUCAGCCGAUGAGCUUCUCUUUUGCGGCCACUGCUCCGUUUUUCCUGUACAUACUCGUACUUAACAUCCCCUCAAAACGUGUUUAAAAAAGACAACAUCGAAAUGCGCGAUACUUCGGCGACGGAAGAGCUUUCUUUACUCGGCCUCGCGCAGGAUGCCGUUCAUGCAUGCAUGAUUCGCUAAGCCUAUAGAUGGAAUAACGUGCACACUAAAGCUCGCCGUGUCUUCAGACGCUCUCUCAUGAAAUAAACAAAAAAUAAUAUUGCCGCUGUCGCAGUUUUGCCCUUAUUUUGGGGGGUCAAGUAUGCGAACUGUCAGUUUAUCACGGAAGCCAUCUUCGAUCACUGAGUCAUCACGAAAGCCGCACGGCGCGAUUCGGGCAAGGUCAAAGGGGGAAGAAUGAAUGUCAGAUGUAUGAAUGACUCGCAUUUUGUGGCGCAAACGCUUUUCAUAUGUGAGGAGCAGAUGAAUAUCACCGUCUGAGUGGCCGAGGGUGGCUGUCGAGAAUUCUCUGCCAUCUCAUGCGGUCGUUCGCGAUGCGCUGCUACGGGAGUAAAAGGGAGUAAAAAAGAGUGCUAAGGGGAGUAAAAGAUCGGGGAGCACUGCCACGUCAUUGGACGAACCUUCAGGGGUGGUUUUUACGUUAUUGGCUUGUUAUCUACUACGGGGCACGGGCUAUAGUGAUAGAAAAACAAAACUGGUAUUUCGUCUUUGUUGCGGCGUAUUCCGGGCCCAUCUUAGACAUCAAUAAUCACGAUGCUAUAGUUAUGUGAACUUACGCAGGAAUGCAUUGGGCCCGUCGGUAAUUGUUGUCUUUCUACAGGCAUCCACUUUCACCAAUCCACUCGUACGCAUUUCGCUGCUUCGGCAGGAUCCCUGUUGGGUACGGAUUUGAUGAAGGGCACACUUUGAGUGAAUCUUGCAGGCAGUCUUGUCCUUCUUAUUCUGUUACAAUUGUUUCCAGUCCCGAUGAAUUAUUGUCUUCUUUUGCCUUCUGCGAAACCGAAAGCUAUGACCGCGGAGACUGCGCAUUAGUGCAAACAUGUACAAGAGGGGACCAGGACAGCCUCCAGCAGACCCUCCUUGUACUCCCUGUGUUCCCCAUUUUACCGCGGGUCGUCGCACCUCGCCGAUCUCGAUUUUCCACUUACUGCCGGGGGCUGUUCAAAUAGCAGGACAGGGGAGCAUCCCAUAGGAAGGAUUUUUUGAUCGCUGCCCUCCAUUUUGUUCGUGCGACCCAGAUGGCCAUGUGGUUAUUUUCAUUAAUCCUUUCACUCUCUCUCUUUCUCUAGUCUGUUGAGUGGUCGCAAACCUCGUGCAAACGCGGUAUCCUGUGGGCAAUGGCUGAAUGCAAGGGCCAUUCGUAUUUUGUAUGUCACCAUGUGAAUAUGUCGAUUCUAGUCUUUUGCGCCUGCGGGGACGUCGUGGUCGUUGUACGGGACGCGACUCAUCUAUAAUGGCUGCGCCAUUGGCGAUGGUCCGAGAUAAGGUCUGAACACACUCGAGGAGGCAUCGCGAUGUUUCUAUCCACCUGUUCAUUUCGUGGGCAUUCUUUCGGGGCAAGCCAAUGCCGCAGGUUGGGGGCACGCACCCCUGGAUGUAAAAAAAAAAGACAAAACAAAUGGAGCAUAUCAACUGCGAGGCACAUGUGGGUUCCCAUCAUCAUGCGUAAUGUGGCACGCCUGUGUUUGUAUGUGUGGCCCCAGUAUCGUAGCGUGCAGCGGUUGAAGAUGAAAAGCGGCAACCUGCGCAUUGCUGCCUUUUUUUUUUUUUUGCCUUGGACUGAAGGACGCUGCUGACAACGCGUUGCACUGGUUGUCCUGUGCACGAGCUAGAAGGGUGGCAAGGUUGCCUUGAAGAGCCGCGUUCCAUUAUGCGUUCGCGUUGACCUGCAGAGUUUUGCAUUGCUGCCCUUCUCCUUCACCCUCUCUCAACGCUCACGGUUAGCCACGUUCGUGCGACGCAAGCUCCAAGACGUCGCCUGUAGCAAUGCGUGAAGAAGUCACCCCGCCGAAGUUGAAAGCUCCCUGCUCGAGCUCUUCAACGGCAGUCGAGGAAGGGCCAAAAUUACUCGGCAAAGAAAAAAGGCAUUUGUUUUGCAAGUGUCUUGACGUUACUAGUCACUGGUGUGCGGAUAACGCUUAUGUACCAGUCCUGUUAUCCACAUUGUUUCUUUUUUAUUAUUAUUAUUGUUUCAUGUGCAGAAUACAGACCCCCCCUCUCCCCCCACCCAUUUUAUGCGUACCGCAAGUUGGACUGUGGGUGUUUGGAGACGCUGUUUGUACAAUAAUGAACUGGAAUCGACAUAAAUGCAAACAAAGGAUUGCUGGAGAUGUGUAUAAAUAAUGCGAGUUGUGUCGAAACCAUGCUCAAGCCGUUUUUAAGACGAUGUUUCCCCGACGACACAUCCAUGGAUGAAAUAUAGCGUGGCCGGUGAAUUUCAUUACUAUAAAUGCAUGAAUGUCAUCACAUCUUUUCAUGGUACAUCGUUCCCUUGUCUGACACUCAGUUCGACACAAACGGUCUCGGCAUGUCGUACAGAGCACACCGAGAAGAAGACGAAGAAGAAAAUGAAAUGCUAUGGUGAGACUUUUUAUUCCAUAGAUCAAGAGUGUAUUUAAAGAAAGAAAAAAAAAGAUGUGUGUACUUCUAGACCUAUGCUACGCUGUCUUAAAUGAUAUGAAUUUUCCGCUAGUCUUCAUAUAUUGCAUUUGGUGCUGUGUAUAAACGGAACGUCAGUGUUGUUUCCUCUCGUUUUGUGUUCACUUCGGUUCUUUUGUAGAGGUGUGUAACUAUACUAAUAGUGGACAUCACUUCAGUAUACCCAAAGAGCGUUGUUCUUCGUGCCACGUUGACUCGUUAUUUCUUUCGCCAAAGUACUUUGUCUGAUGUGUUGUUGCUCGUAGAUGUUCUAGCCUUGUAGGAAUAAAAGUACAGCCCAUCUGACGGAAAAGUGAACUAAAAGGUCGCUCAGGAGGUUUGGGGGGGAAAAACGCAGGUCUAAAUACACAGGAUAGACACACAAAUAACACACUCACGCACACUACACAGCAGACGUGUACUGAGAGAUUAUGAUAUAUAGUUAUGUAUAUUAUACAAAUCACGAAAUAUCUAGCGAGGAAGAAAAUAGGCCGUGUAGGAAAAUGCGAAGGCUUAACAGCUCGAGAAGCUCACUUCAUUCGAUGUAUUUAUGCGAUAGAACUAGAGACGGCGUCUACAAACUAGCCGGAUUUCGAGGAGGCGAGCAGUGGUGAAGAUGAGCUGAAAUGCUCUCCUGUAGAGUUGGCCGCAACGUUAGCAGAGUGUUUUGGGAAGUCUUGACACCGUGGAGGGUUGGGAGUAUUUUCAAAGUGACUUGGUGUCCUGUACAGGAAUGGUAGUUCGGAGAUGGGGGUGCGGCGAAGAAAAUCAUGAGCUUCUUUUAGAAUGUGGGUCGGUUUCGGCUCAUACGUGUAGCGUCGAUUUCUUUUCUCUCUCUCUCUCUCUCUCUUUCUUAUUUUCUUCUUACCAAUUUCCUUUUUGUUUUUUCUUUUCUGGUAGCGAGCAGUAAAAAAAAAUAUAGCUCUACACUUAUAUUGUACACUUGAACGUGUGAAGAAACAUAUUUGACUGCGUGGCGUGUGCUGCUUUCGUGCGUGUGCCAACGAAUGUGUGUGUGUGUUUGUGUUAUGAGCGAGUUCGAAUGUAUAACUGUAUACAAUUUUUUUUUCGUUUUUGUUUUUCGCUACAUCGUUGUCAGCGUGAGCAACAAAGAUCAACCGCUUCUCCCUUUACUCGGCCCGCGUGUCAUUACUCACGUGUGAGGUGGUCUAUCUUUCGGGGGUGAAGUGUUCCUUUGGGUUUUUGUCGUGGUCUGUAGACCCGGUUUCGAGGGGUAUUAGGUAAGACAAUACUUCAGCCUGUGCUUUUCGCACUCGUGGCCUCUAGGAUUGCGCGUAAUGAGAAUAAAAAAAAAGAAAGACACGGUCAACCACUGUACACAGCUUUGGGUUUGUCUAUGUUGAAUGUUGCGUAUUAUUUAUUACGAUUUGUUGUUUGCAAUGUGUUCUUUGUUACUGUCGCCGUCUCUGGUGAGAUCCUUCGCCUUAUUUAUGUCAUUAUCGUUCGUUUCCCCAUCUACAGAAACGAGCUGUUCCCUUUUCUCUUGCUCUUUCUCAGUGCGCGUCGUGGGCCGUUACGUAACGUAGGUGCAAUAUAUGCUUCAUGAAGCCCCUAUGUGGCGCCGAGUUUUAAGUGAGACAAGCGACGUGGUGUAAAAGAGGAGCGAAACACACACGUCGUCGCUCUGAGAAACGUUGAUUCGUCAAGUUAAUGGUAUUUGCGCAAAAGGCGAACGUUACGUGUAUAUAUGUACUUUAACUGGUGUUCCUGUACAGGUUAAUCUUUUUAUGCUUAUGCCGUUUAGUGUGGACUCCCUACCCCUCCAAGACGCUUUUUCUUACUGCAUAGAAUAUAAUAAUACAAAUAUGCUGAUUGACGUUCGUUUGCCUGGCGCUGUCUCCGCAUUUCUUUUCUUUUUUUCCUCCUCGCGGCUUUGCUGUCGCAUUGUAUUCUUUUGUGUCGACAGCUCGCUUUCUUUUCUCGCUCUUUGGGCGCGACUUCGAUAGAGAGCGUAAAGGCUCGGUAUGCACUCUAAAAACAAAGAGAGUUUUGACAACUCCUCCGUGCUGGUGUAACUGCUUUUCAAUGUUUUUAACUCCCUUUUGCAAGAGUUGCGUGCGCACAUCCAAGAAGAGAACAGCUGUGCUGGUAUGUGAAAUUUCGGAAAGGGAGUCAGUAUGUGACGAACAAUUACUCUCGUAUAACGGAGUUUACAGAACUCCCUUGGUUCUUGGGGAGUAGCGUCGUCUUUCCGUGCAGCCAACAACGCAGAAGUAACUGCCCCCAGCUGGAACCAACUGCAAGUUGGUGGAACCAACUUGCAGGGAGUGGUGAAGACAUACGUGCCAACGCUGUAGCCUGAGGCGUACGUAGAUUGGUUUCUUUCGCUACUUAUCGACGAACAAUAACGGUGCAUAUGGCUGUCCGCAUCGGCAGUAGCAGCAUUCUGCGGCACACUAGCGAGUGCUCCAACCGAGCAGGGAAGCUCGCAUAACAGGGUUUGACAGCAGAUAGACGGAUCAAAUAGAGCAAAAAAAAAAAAAAAAUCACAGACCACACGGCGCUUCGAAGCAUUUUUUUUUUGUUCUUUCCAGUUCUCUUGGAUAUAUUUUACCGAGAGGUGUAUGUAGCGUACUUAGUUGGCAGUGUUUAUUCGAACGUUACUAUAUAUAGGCAAGCUUACUACAUGGUUUUAGAUACUGGUUAUUUACUCAGCAGCGUGAGCGUUUACAAAUGAAUAGCUUACUCUGCUUGUCGCGACAUGCUUCGUUCUUUUACCGAACGAAAGAGCCAGAGCCUAGCUGCGAUAAAUACAAUUCUGUACGAAGGAGGCGGGAUUACAACUCCGGGUUAUCUUGUACACUGCGUGAUCUGACAGAGGCACUAAUGAGAAAGAAAGAACAUUGUGAGAAACAGCGUUCCACUGACUAUUAUGUGUUCUGUGGCAGCCUGCGUAUGCUGUCCUUAAGAUACGGUGCAACGUAACUUUCUUUUAUCUUUUACACUUGCAAUACGUGGUGCAAAUCAAAAUUUCAGGAAGAACAUCUUGUGUUCUUCCUUUGUCCACACAUAGCUGCAUCAACAACUGCGCAGUAUUGUAAGUACGACCUGCAGCAGCCAGUGUCAAUGGCUGCGAAGAUAACGUUAAAUGGAUUCGAUUGUAAACUUUGUACGAAAGCGUGUUCAUUGGCGUUGACUGGAACCUGCGAGCCCUUUUCAGUAUAGCUCACGCAAUUCCUCGCUCGCAUUUCUUUUAGAGACAGGAACCUUUGUUCAUCUGUCGACGGGACGUCGGUUAUGGAACUGUGGACUGUUGCUUGGCUUCGGGCAACGAAUGAUCUGCGUGCUUCUGUUCUUUGGAGCGCAGCCCCUUGCGCAUGAACGUCUGAGCUUUGUUUAGAUCUUUUGCCGCGCCUGUGUUUAUGUGUUAAGUUGGUGUUCAUGAAUGCGGUGAUCGCGAGGACAAAAUGUGCGUGUCACCUCUCGCCGCCGAAACCACCGAGACAAAUUGACGUGGUAACCGCAGUACCACCUACUAUGGCAGGAACACUUUUAGGGUGAUUUCCUUUGACAAUGAGUGAAAUAAAAAGGGAAAUAUUAACCACGCUGG